CAUAUAACCAAUGUCGAAGGGUGAGGCUCCCGAUUAUAAAUGUUGGAAAUUUAGUGUUGCUGAAGUUGUGUGGUGGACAAAAUAGUGAAUGCUUUGAGUUUUAAUUUACCUUUGAUCUGUUGAUAAACGAACAAGUGACAAUGAGUGAAGUUGAAGAAUGCCUGAAGAGGAUUUCCUCCCACAAAGGGGUCAUCGGCCUCAUGGUUGUCAAUAUGGAAGGGAUUCCAAUCAGAACAACGUUGGAUAAUUCCACCACAGUGCAAUAUGCGGGCCUACUUCAUCAACUGACGGCCAAAGCCCGCAGCACGGUCCGUGACAUCGACCCCCAGAAUGACCUGACCUUCCUGCGCAUCCGCAGCAAGAAGAAUGAAGUCAUGGUGGCCCCAGACAAGGAGUACCUUCUGAUUGUGAUCCAGAGUUCCACAGACUGAGCUGCGUUGGUCUUAUCCUCAUUUGUACAGCCGGAUAUUUAUCCCCGUUUGCUUGUACAUAACCAGCUCUCCCCCGUCACCUUUUCAGUACCAUGUGCACACAUUUCACCAAAAAUAUCCUGUGCACAUGUGCGUUGGGUAGAUGUAUUUUUUUUUCUCAGUGUUUCUGAAGGUGUGGUACUGAAAGGGUCACUAAUUGGUCAAGAGACAAUACAGGUGAACCCUUCUCCUAGCUUAGAACUCCCCAAAAUUUGUUUAUUUGAAAUCUGAAUUUUCUUUGCACAUUUUUGUUUUACAUGCUGAUUUUGCAAGUUGACUUUUUUCCAAUUGGUUUUCUUCUUUUUCUUAAGUUAUCAUUACAGUUUUUAUUUAUUUGAGAAGUUAUUAACGAUUUACCAAAUCCAUGGAAGGGCCACACAAAAAAGGGGAAAACAAUGUUUGCAAUUUUGACUUGAAUGUUACGGCACAGAUGGUUCAUCACUUGUUUCGGCUCCCCAUUUAUCCAGUGACAUUAUAUUUCUAGUCCAAAAUCCUGGUGGUUAUACAUCAUGGCUAUCUUGAAACGUGGCUUAAAAUGAAAUUGUGUGUCUACUUCAUAAAUUAAAGGAACCUGUUUUUCAUUUUACAUUGUUUACCAUUGAAAAUUGUUGUUAGAAAAGUAGGCCGGAA
This is a messenger RNA of Patiria miniata (bat star), 1100 nucleotides long. RefSeq names its product dynein light chain roadblock-type 2. Gene Ontology annotation, biological process: microtubule-based movement. The transcript has 4 exons. Gene Ontology annotation, molecular function: dynein intermediate chain binding. The record is from RefSeq and is a predicted model, not a curated record. Gene Ontology annotation, cellular component: cytoplasm; centrosome; cytoplasmic dynein complex. Bases 141 to 431 code for a protein of 96 amino acids. Lineage: Eukaryota; Metazoa; Echinodermata; Asteroidea; Valvatida; Asterinidae.